Molecule: messenger RNA, 342 nt
Organism: Trichomonas vaginalis G3
Lineage: Eukaryota; Parabasalia; Trichomonadida; Trichomonadidae
Exons: 1
Coding region: 1-342 (113 amino acids)
Source: RefSeq, a predicted model, not a curated record
AUGAGCGGAAUGAGGGUUUCUGGGUAUUAUGUCGAUUCAUCAGAAGAUAAUCAAGAUAUUCUUGGCAACAAACUUUACACAUACCAAGACUAUUUAAACUAUAAGUCCAAAUACGUUUCUCUUCGCGUUGAUACUGAUGUUAUUCCAAUGCGUUCUGUUGUCACUACAUCAGAAUUCCAGAGAUAUGGAAUCCCAGUAAAAUUUGUGGCAUGCGAUGUCUCAAGUGCAGUCAAAGGAAAACAUAUUUCCAUUUGCACGGAUAAUACUUCACCAUUAAGCAAAUUCAGCAAGUAUGAUCUUACAAUUCAUGUCAGUUCUCAAAGUUACUCCAUUUAUCCUUGA